CUGCACCGCUCUCGCUCCCUCCGGCUCGCCGCGCCCUCGCUCCCUCUCCUCGCCCCCUCGCUCGCUCUCUCCCCAGAUCGAGGCUGCUCCCGUCCUUUCUCCCCCGCGCCUCCCUCUCGCGCCGCGCCCCCCGGCCCCCAGCCCCAGCCCGCGGCGGGACCUCUGGGGUCGAAGGUUCUGGCCCGCCCGCGCCCCUCGCCGCCCCCGCGCGCCUCCCGCCGGCUCCUGCUGCUCCGCGAUGGAUCGCCUGCUCGCCGGGCGCUGAAGGCAUCCCCGGGACCCGGAGCGCAGCCCGGGAAAGAAACACACAGCAGUAUUGAUGAGUAGACCCUUGGGUUCAGAGAUUGGGCUGAAACGCACCAUGCCUGCUUCCAUCCUUUGCUCCGGAAAGUUGUGAAUUGCUCAUGCCUAUAGGGAGGAAGGAUGGCACAUGGGAUUCCUUCUCAAGGCAAGGUUACCAUAACGGUGGAUGAGUACAGCUCCAACCCCACCCAGGCAUUCACGCACUACAACAUCAACCAGAGCAGAUUCCAGCCGCCACAUGUACAUAUGGUCGACCCCAUCCCAUAUGACACUCCAAAACCAGCGGGCCACACGCGGUUUGUCUGCAUCUCAGACACACACUCCAGAACAGAUGGUAUCCAGAUGCCUUAUGGGGACAUCCUUCUCCACACAGGCGAUUUCACCGAGCUGGGACUGCCCUCAGAGGUUAAGAAGUUUAAUGACUGGUUAGGAAACCUGCCAUAUGAAUAUAAAAUAGUGAUUGCUGGGAAUCAUGAACUGACAUUUGAUAAGGAAUUCAUGGCAGACCUUGUUAAACAGGACUACUACCGUUUCCCCUCUGUGUCCAAAUUGAAACCAGAGGACUUUGACAACGUUCAGUCCCUCCUGACAAACAGUAUUUACUUACAAGACUCGGAGGUAACAGUGAAGGGAUUCAGGAUAUAUGGUGCACCUUGGACCCCGUGGUUUAAUGGUUGGGGCUUUAACCUGCCCAGAGGUCAGUCUCUGCUGGACAAGUGGAACCUUAUCCCCGAGGGCAUCGACAUACUCAUGACACACGGACCUCCUCUCGGUUUUCGAGACUGGGUUCCAAAGGAGCUUCAGAGAGUGGGCUGCGUGGAGCUUUUAAACACAGUCCAGAGGCGAGUCCGGCCCAAACUCCAUGUGUUUGGUGGAAUCCAUGAAGGUUACGGCAUUAUGACCGACGGUUACACAACGUACAUCAAUGCCUCAACGUGUACAGUCAGCUUUCAACCUACCAACCCUCCAAUUAUAUUUGACCUUCCAAACCCACAGGGUUCCUGAACCUCCAAAUGCCCAAUUGGAAUGUGAGGGAAGGUCUAAAAACUGCCAUUUUUCUAAUUAUAAACUUAGAUUCUCUUCCUUAUUUCCAGAUCAUGUGAGUUCUUUUUGUAAAUUGCUGGAACACAAA
Messenger RNA from Physeter macrocephalus (sperm whale), 1435 nucleotides. It is a transcript of the gene MPPED2, whose product is annotated as metallophosphoesterase domain containing 2. Lineage: Eukaryota; Metazoa; Chordata; Mammalia; Artiodactyla; Physeteridae. The record is from RefSeq and is a predicted model, not a curated record. Gene Ontology annotation, molecular function: hydrolase activity. The coding region runs from base 424 to 1308 and encodes 294 amino acids. The transcript has 7 exons.